This is a messenger RNA of Stegodyphus dumicola, 956 nucleotides long. RefSeq names its product dnaJ homolog subfamily C member 24-like. The record is from RefSeq and is a predicted model, not a curated record. NCBI's taxonomy places the organism in Eukaryota, Metazoa, Arthropoda, Arachnida, Araneae, Eresidae. Gene Ontology annotation, biological process: positive regulation of ATP-dependent activity. Gene Ontology annotation, molecular function: ATPase activator activity; ferrous iron binding.
UGGCCGCGGCUCGCAAAGGAUCGUCUCAUCGGGCUAAUGCCGGCGCCUAAUUAACACGCGCCAAUCUAGCUAAAAAUGGCCGGGUGAGUCAUCGGAGUGUUUUAACGUCGACGCCACGCAGAUUUUUCUCGCCUCUGAUCGCGCUAUCCGCAUGCAAUUUGGCUCUGAAGCCUUCUUUGGCGUCUUCCGUUCCUGCUAUGUUUUUGUCACCACCCGCAACAGUAAAGAGUAUCUUAGUCACGGGCCAGCCGUGAAAAUAGCCUUAUUCACAGGAGAAGGUAUUUUUACUCUGCUAAUUAAUUAUUCAAAAAAUUAAUUGGAUUGGAGGACGCAUGCGCAAGUUUCACCUCUAGCCGCUAAGCAUUCUGGGAAAUAACUGUAAAAAAAAACUGUCAUGGCGUACUCAUGAGAGACGUGAGUUUGUUUACAGUUUUUAUUAUGUAAUCGCUGCUGUAAAGGAUAUGUGUGUGCCUUGCUGAAUAAUUCCAGGGAUCUAUUUGUUGCUAUAAUUUACGCGGUAUGCCAAAUUACUAUGAAGUUUUGGGUGCUACCAUGUCCGCUACAAGGGAUGAGCUGAAAAGAUGUUAUCACAGACUUGUUCGGAAAUACCAUCCUGACAAGAAAAAGGAACUUGGAGAUGACCAAAAUUUCUGCCUGAUAGAUGAAGCAUGGAAAGUACUAGGAGAUGACAAUCUUCGUAAAAUGUAUGAUGCCAAAAUAAAAGCUUCUGAAUCACAAUUCUGUCAUCCUGUUCAAGAAGAAAUAAGCAUUACAGAACUUUCUUGGAAUGGGGAUCUUGAACAGUUUGAAAAAUAUUGUCGAUGUGGUGGCCAAUAUGCCUUACACCAAGAUGAUAGCAAAAGUGGCCUUGUAUUAAUUGACUGUGAUAAUUGCUCUUUGAGCAUAGUUGUUGACUGUGAUAUAAAGGAAAAUAAAAAUGAUAGCAGCUCUUGAAA